AUGUACACUACCCCCCCUACGGAUCCCGAGGUCUCAUCCGACAUCGAUAGCUUCCUCGGGUUCGCGACGUUACUCGCGUUCGCCCGGGGCGGGUUAAACGUCGAGCUCGCACUACGCGUAUACCGGAAUAUCACGACCGACGUCUACAUCACCAGUACCUCGUACCGCGAGGUUCCCGUCCUACCUCGGGAGGAGGACCGAGACGAGGACGAGGGUGACCCUCUACGCCUCCGGGCUACCGCUACCCUCCUCCGCGACAUCCCUCACUUCUUCGCCGGGCGCCUCUUUAACGCUCGCGAUAUCGAGGUCUACUUCCUCUUCCCGCACCUCCCGGUCGACGGGGAAUUUAUCGGAUUAAAGUAG
Fonsecaea pedrosoi CBS 271.37 is the source of this 363-nucleotide messenger RNA. RefSeq lists its product as uncharacterized. NCBI's taxonomy places the organism in Eukaryota, Fungi, Ascomycota, Eurotiomycetes, Chaetothyriales, Herpotrichiellaceae. The transcript has a single exon. Bases 1 to 363 code for a protein of 120 amino acids. The record is from RefSeq and is a predicted model, not a curated record.